AUGACGGUGGCGGAGGCGGAGCAGGCAGCGGCGGCAGAGGGCUGCACCGCGACGGCGGAGGAGGGAGCGCUGCUUUACGCGCGCGAGCUGGGAACGGAGGCGUCCGCAGCAGCGGCGGCAGGGGCGGCGGCCGAGUCUAUGACGGCGGCGGAGGCGGAGCAGGCAGCGACGGCAGAGGGCUUGACACUGGUGCGCUCGUCGCGCUCCAGCACCGGGUUCGAAGGCGUGUACGCAAGGUCGAAGGGGAGCGGCUUUAGGGUGAUGCGCAAGCUUGAUGGUAGAACGCAGUACAUUGGCUGCACCGCGACGGCGGAGGAGGGAGCGCUGCUGUACGCGCGCAAGCUGGGAACGGAGGCGUCCGCAGCAGCGGCGGCAGCGGCGGCAGGGGCGGCGGCAGCGGCGGCAGGGGCGGCGGCCGAGUCUAUGACGGCGGCGGAGGCGGAGCAGGCAGCGACGGCAGAGGGCUUAACACUGGUGCGCUCGUCGCGCUCCAGAAGCGGGUUCGAAAACGUGUGCGCAAUCUCGAAAGGCAACGGCUUUGCGGUGAGCCGCUGGGUUGAUGGGAGAAAGCAGCAUAUUGGCUGCACCGCGACGGCGGAGGAGGGUGCGCUGCUUUACGCGCGCAAGCUGGGAACGGAGGCGUCCGCAGCAGCGGCGGCAGCGGCGGCGGCCGAGUCUAUGACGGCGGCGGAGGCGGAGCAGGCAGCGACGGCAGAGGGUUUGACACUGGUGCGCUCGUCGCGCUCCAGCACCGGGUUCGAAGGCGUGUACGCAACGUCGAAGGGGAGAGGCUUUAAGGUGAAGCGCAGGGUUGAUGGUAGAACGCAGUACAUUGGCUGCACCGCGACGGCGGAGGAGGGAGCGCUGCUGUACGCGCGCAAGCUGGGAACAGAGGCGUCCGCAGCAGCGGCGGCAGGGGCGGCGGCCGAGCCUAUGACGGCGGCGGAGGCGGAGCAGGCAGCGGCGGCAGAGGGCUUAACACUGGUGCGCUCGUCGCGCGCCAGCACCGGGUUCGAAGGCGUGUACGCAAACUCGAAACGCAUCGGCUUUGCGGUGAGCCGCAGGGUUGAUGGUAGAAUGCAGUACAUUGGCUGCACCGCGACGGCGGAGGAGGGUGCGCUGCUGUACGCGCGCGAGCUGGGAACGGAGGCGUCCGCAGCAGCGGCGGCAGCGGCGGCGGCCGAGUCUAUGACGGCGGCAGAGGCGGAGCAGGCAGCGACGGCAGAGGGUUUGACACUGGUGCGCUCGUCGCGCUCCAGCACCGGGUUCGAAGGCGUGUACGCAAAGUCGAAACGCAUCGGCUUUGCGGAGGGUGCGCUGCUGUACGCGCGCCAUUUUGGCGCGGAGGCAUCGGCUGCGACCGAUGCAGCGGAGGACGAGUACGCGGGACGCCAGGCGGUCGAGAUGUCGAAUGCAGCCGUAGAAGGGAGUAGAGAGGCACAACCAGCGACGGCGUCAAGGACGCGGCCCAGGCACAAGCUCAUCCACGGACGGCGCGUGCAGCGGCUGAUGGGUCUGCCCGCCGAGAUACACGCCCUCGUGCUCGAGCACCUCGCAGCCAGCGCACCGCCGGCCAGCUUCGUGGCGUGCGCCGCCGCCUGCGCUGCGCUCUUGGAGGUGUACAUGCGGCACCGCGCUCAGCUCUGGUGCUCUGCGCUCAGCCGCCGGGUUCGCCUCCAGGGUGCCCUGCCCGGUGUUCAGCGCGACUGGCAGGCACUCUACCGCGCAUUACUCGGCGGGCGCGACGGGCUCGAGGCCAAGGGGUGGGCGGACGACAACAAGCUCGACAAUGCGGACGAGAUGCGCCACGCGUGGUGGCAGGCCGACGCGCUGGCGUUCAGCGCCGCCAACGGGCUGGUGCUCGUGCGCUAUCGCGGGUACGAGGACGAGGGUGAAGACGAGUGGAGGCCACUCACGCAGCUGCGCCCUUACGAGGAGCGGCCCUCCGCAUUGUGGCGCUCGACGAAGCGGACCAAGGGUGAGGCGGUGGAGGUGGCAUGGGCGCCGCCAGACCACCCCACUGCUAGGUGGGAAGCCAAGGUGAUCGCGGUCCGCGCACGCAAGGCGAAGGACCGCCCCGGCGCGGCGGCGGCGGCCCUCUUCUCACCGCUGUGUUGUACACCAUACGUGGCUGGGUUCACAGCGAUUGUAAAAAAAAACAACAAGAUCGUCGCGGACGACGGCUCCGUCGACUACAAGGGGAUCGAGCAGGUCUCGGGGCGCCACUUCCAGCACGUCGCCAACAACGCCCUGCAGCAAGACAUGUUCGACGCCAUCGUCAACGACCCGAAGGUACACCUGGCGACGCGAGCGCACUUCCGCUCGACGAAGCAACUCGGGGCAGGCGCGGUGCUCGGCAUCGACGUCGUCCACAAGGACGUCGAGCUGAACGACAAGGCGUGGCUCCACGAGGCGCAGGGCUACCUCAACCACCCCAAGGGCGCCAUCACCCUCGCCACGCGCUGCGUCGGCGUGGGCCCUAACUCGGUGUGCAUCUACCACCGUACGAGGCUCCCGGGGUGCGUCCCGUGCGACAUCGGCGAGGCGCGAGUGCCGCGCACGCUGUCGCUAUUCGAGCACCUCAGCGGCACGCACUGGGACGGAUGCAACUACGGCGGCUGGUUGGCCACGGGGCACGCAUCCCUCAACACUCACGUCACGAACGUCGCACGCGCCUUCGGCGCCUCGGCAAAGGUCAUGGAGGUGAGGCUCGGCUGCAGGGACCCGACGCGGGCGCACGAUCCGGACACCAACCCGUACCAGCGGGGCGACGGCGUCUUCGGCAACUAUGCAGA
Molecule: messenger RNA, 2795 nt
Organism: Emiliania huxleyi CCMP1516
Lineage: Eukaryota; Haptophyta; Isochrysidales; Noelaerhabdaceae
Exons: 3
Source: RefSeq, a predicted model, not a curated record